Molecule: messenger RNA, 2328 nt
Organism: Neomonachus schauinslandi (Hawaiian monk seal)
Lineage: Eukaryota; Metazoa; Chordata; Mammalia; Carnivora; Phocidae
Gene: JHY
Product: junctional cadherin complex regulator
Exons: 8
Coding region: 1-2328 (775 amino acids)
Biological process (GO): axoneme assembly; brain development
Source: RefSeq, a predicted model, not a curated record
AUGAGUCAUAGUAAAUUAAUUCCCAAGCUCUCAAUUCAAUCUCCUGUUCAUCAUACCAACUUAAAGGUCCGGUCCACAGAGCUACCUUUCAAGAAGGACUUACAUCUGAUUUCAAAAGACUCCUUGGAAUCUGAUUCAGGAAGCUUCACUCAAGAGAGUAAGUCCCAGUUUGAAGACCAAAUCCGGGGGGACAACAGUAUGGAGCCAGACAGCUUAGAGGAGGAAAGCCUUCAACAGGAAAGCCUGAGUGAGACAGAAGAGGAAGCAAGCAGAAAAGUAGCUCAGAAGGAUGGCAGAGAAAACCUCCAUACCCAGAACAAUGGCAUGGACAACAGCCAACAACCAGUCGAGGACAAAUAUUCAGACCUCCGAUAUGACCCACACUGGAAGAGCAAGAAAGAGGAGAGGAAGUUGUUGACUAUGGAAGCAUUAUCAGAGUCUGUAGACAGCUCUACUGAAAAUCUGACUCUGGAUCCACUGUACCCUUCCAAGGAGCCCUCAAUGGAACUCUCGGGGGAGAAAGGUGAACGCAAGAGUAGCCCACAGAGCGUUGCCUCUUUGUUUGGCAGUGAAUUUUUAAGCCCAAACUAUGAGCGUGGUGCCCAUCACAGCCGGCCAUUUUCAGAGCUGAGCGACAGUGAUCUGGGGGAGAAGUCAAGCAACCUCUCGCAUUACUUGAAGAGUUCAAGUUCACAUAAUGAGGUUUUCCUGCCAGGAUCACGUGGCCGUCAGCGAAGGAAGUCCAAACAAUAUUUCGUGGAAAAAAACAAGCUGACUUUGGGAUUACCUAGUCCUAAAACGGACUCUUAUCUUCAACUUCACAGUAAAAAAAGGGGGGACGUUCUCCCAGAACAGAUCUCCUACCCCAUCAGUGUAACUGACAAGACGUCCAUUCAGAACGCCAAAGAGAUUGAAAAUGCUGCCAUCAAUCCUGAAGACAAAUGGCAUCAAAGAGCCCAACAGCUAAAGAAUUAUCAGGAACACUUGUCUCAAUAUGAAAGUGCAAAAUCAAACUGUGUACCGAGAGGUCAAUCUUCUGAAACAACCAACGGCCAACAACCUCCCAGGAAACCAGCCAAUCACAAGAUUCGAAACCAGCAUAAACACCAGCAUGGCCUGAAGUCUUUGGUGACUGAAGAGCUGGCUGUCAGUCACAGAAACCAGAACACUCCCAGACAGCAACAAAACCAAAAUAAGCCUACUGACACUUCAGUAAAGCAUGAAACAAUCGGAAUUAUGAAUGCGCCUAACAAUGAUUUACAACACUCAAGUGCACUUAGGAGCCAGGAGCCCAAAGUAACCUCCAAUAAAUUUGCUCCACCACAGCAGGCUCUUGAUAAGGUAUUGUACAAAAACUCUACUGGAUAUCACUCCAUGAAUGUUGAGAAAGAAAGAGGACACAAAGGCCAAGAAGAGAAAAGACCGUCACAUCAGCAGCUACACAUCAACACUCUUUCUAAUAUGGACUUGAACUACCUUAAUGAGCUUACUAAGAGACAAGUGCCCCUGAGCCAGAAGGGCUCCCAGUCCAUUCCUAACAAAAAUGUUAAUGGAUCGAGGGAAAAUAAGAAGCAACCCAAGCAGACUUACACAGAGACAAAAUAUAAGAACUUAGAAAUAUUAUGGAAAUUCCAUCCUUCCUCGGACAGCCAACCUGUUAGAGCUUCUCCAGACUCACAGCUCACUCAGAUAAUGGAGCAGCAUCAGCAAGCCUUAAUGCAGCUGACCGAGGUGCAGCCCAGGGGAGGGGCCUCAUCCAGCGUCACAUUUCCACCUAUACUGUCAAGGGUCGAAAGUGAAUCCCAGCUCAGUUCAAACAGAAGCCAAAGAAACCAAAUGAAAAUUAGUCGUAGCAAUUCUGAAGGCUACCUGCUUCAACUAGAAAAAGGAAGAAAGCAUAGGGAAAAGAGCAGCAGCAAGAGCUCCAAGCUGAAAGGUUAUCAGAAAAGAGACGUGAAGCUUGGAGGCCUUGGACCUGACCUUGAAUCCAUCAGAGACAAAAGGCAGAAAUUAAUCCAAAAAAAGGAAUACGCGAAACAAGUUAAGGAGUAUAACAUGAAGACCCUAAGCAUUCUGUCAAAACCACAAACAGCGAAAACUGAAAGUCAAUCUGCCAUCCCUCGACAGAAGGCUUUGGAAUAUGCCAAGACCAUCCCCAAACCCAAACCUUCAAAUCUGACUGGCCAAGUAUCAAAGGAAAAGAAAAAUCCCACCUAUACUCGAAAAGAAGAUGCUCUGCCUGAAAUCUCACUGCUGGAAAUACUGCAGAGCAGACACGAAAGGGAAAAACAGGCUGUGGCUGCUUUCAAAGUCCUUCACAUUGUGUAG